This is a messenger RNA of Pseudogymnoascus verrucosus, 462 nucleotides long. RefSeq lists its product as uncharacterized. The transcript has a single exon. The coding region runs from base 1 to 462 and encodes 153 amino acids. NCBI's taxonomy places the organism in Eukaryota, Fungi, Ascomycota, Leotiomycetes, Thelebolales, Thelebolaceae. The record is from RefSeq and is a predicted model, not a curated record.
AUGAUUGCCGCCAUGCAACGCAUCGCUGCGACUAUAAUUCCAGAUCUCAUCCCAAAGACCUAUCAAAUCGGCAAGGCAGUAAACGCGCAAGGGCGAAUGUUCCACUUCUCAGUAGUUGAACUUGUGGAGGGUGAUCUCUUGGAAGAUGUCUGGCAGCUGAUGAGCGCCGGUGAGCAAAACAGUGUUGUAGCUGACCUUGUUGAAGCGCUCGAAAAGCUACACUCUGUUCGGCUAUGUGAUAAUAUGGCCCAGGACGUUCUACGCAAGAUGCUUCGUGAAGAUGGCGAGGAGCUUCGGCCUUUUUUUGGAAACGCCUGGCGUCUUUGGUGGACCUCAUACAGGAGUUUUAAACAGCGGGCAUGGAUUGCUAUACUCUAUCAUGGAAAAGAGAAAGCUAAAGAAGUCAUCAUUCUGUACUAUGGACCCCGUGAAUUAUUCACAAGAUGUCAGGAUCCAGUCUAG